This is a messenger RNA of Condylostylus longicornis, 3389 nucleotides long. RefSeq names its product basic salivary proline-rich protein 2. The record is from RefSeq and is a predicted model, not a curated record. Bases 179 to 2458 code for a protein of 759 amino acids. Lineage: Eukaryota; Metazoa; Arthropoda; Insecta; Diptera; Dolichopodidae. The transcript is spliced from 6 exons.
UAUUUGACAUUAAACGCGUCGGCUUUUGCACAAAAGAGAAAAUGUUUUGAAAAAUUAUAUUGAAUUUUUUUAAUCAAGUAUAAAGUUGCAAUAGUUUUUUGAAAUUUUGAAUCGUAUAAAUCUAUAUUUACUCGAUAACUCUAACUGUACUCUUAGGUAUUUAUAACUAACUGCAAAAAUGACACUUAAAGGUAAAAAAAAGAAAUCUGAAAAAGCUAACGCAAAAAUGUCACCUGCUCAGCAAGCUUAUCCUCAACAAGGAGCAGGUCAACCGUCUGGACCAGGACAGCAACAAUCCCCGCAACAGCAACAGCAAAUACCUGGGGGACCACCUCAAUCACAGCCCAUGCAGCAACCGCAAAUGCCACCAGGACCAGGUGUAAUGCAACCUCAACGUGGUCCUCCAGGUCAUCCACCCGGCCCUGGAAGAAGUGUUCCUCCUCCCCCGAGUCCGGCUCAUAUUCAAAAAAUAUUAGAUGAAAAUUGUGGUCUUAUUCAAACUAUCCAAGAUUUUCAAAAUAUGGGGAAAAUAAAUGAAUGCAUGUCAUAUCAGCAAGCGCUACAUAGAAAUUUAGUUUAUUUGGCACAAUUAGCUGAUUCGACACAAAAUAUUUCGCAAAUACUACCACCACCACACAUACUGGCACAGCAGAGUCAACUUCCGCCUCAUGCAAUGAUGGGAGGUCCACAACAGCCUCCUCCUCAACAACAACCUGGUGGACCAAAUAUUGCUCAGUCUGGUGCUCCUAAUAUGCCACCACCACAUGGUCAACCGAGUGAUUUGCAAACACAACAACAGCCUGGAGGUCCCAAUAUGCCCCCAUAUGGUCAGCAAUCUAUUAAUCAAUCUUCCCACCCAAAUAUGGGACCAAAUGCGCCUCCACAAACCCAAAAUCCGCAGCAAACAGCUCAACAACCUCCCCAACAGGCUCCUUCAAGCCAAGCGCCACAAUCGCAAUCAAACCAACUUCCACCUCCACAAGGAGGAGGUCAACAACAACCUGGUGGUAUGAAUGCUUACAGAGUUCCACCUAACACUCAACAACCGGGUAUGCAACAAGCGACAGCCCAACAAGGGCCACCAACUUCUACGCCAAAUCAACCGAACCAGAGACCCGGUCCACAAUCAAAUCAACAACCACCUCCUCAACAGCAACAACCACAACAGCAGCAGCAGCAACCGCCACAACCUUACAGAGGUGCUUAUCAACAACAUGGUUAUCCAGGAUACCCGCCUCCGCCUCAAUCACAACCUUAUCAACAAGGUUAUCCAAACCCUUAUGGACAAAGUCAAGGUUAUCCUCCAAAUACUCAAAGUUAUCAUCAUGCCGGGAUGCCGCCUACAUCAGGGGCACCACCAGGUCCCCCAGGACACCCAUAUCCCCAACCACCUCCUGGGGCAUAUCCUCCACCGCCUAAUCAACAACAGCAACAGCAAUCGCAAGGGCCACCCCCACCAUCUCAAAUGUAUGGACCAGGUGGACAAGCACCACCCCCAGGUCAAUAUCCUCCUCCGCCUCAGAGUGCCGGAGGUACUCCACCUUCCAAUAUGGGCUAUGGCUAUUCUCAUGGUCAAACUGGACCGUAUGGCCAACCAAGUCAACCAUAUGGACAACCAAAUCAGCAACCUCCAGUUCAACCAGGAACAUAUCCGCCUCCACCAUCACAGGGAUAUCAGGGGUAUGGCGGUCCACCACCGCCUCAACAACAAUCGCAACAACAGCAGCAGCCCAUGGGUGCAGUUCCUACGGUUUCUAGUGCGCCUCCAGUUGGUACGAAUACAACAACGGGUAGUAAUUAUAGUUCUUCUCCAUCGCCGGGUCAGACACCGCCACCUAAUCAACAACAAGCUCAACAGCAGCAAGGCUCUAACUCUGCUCCUAACACAACAAUUUCGCAAUCUCAGCAGCCACCAGUAUCUCAAGCGCCUAAUUCUCAUCAACCCCCUCCACAUUCUACAGCACAACAGCAACAUCCGUCAAGCCAUCAACCUCCUCCAAAUCAACAACAGCAGCAGCAGCCUCCACCACCAACUUCGCAGCCUUAUGGCCCUCCCCAAACGGUUCCACAAAAUCAACCGCCACCAAAUCAACAAGUUCCAUAUACAUCUCCUCCAGUUUCUUCGGGCCCUACUGGACCGCCGGGUCCACCAGGACCUCCACAAGCGGGAGGUUAUCAACAACCUCAAGCGCCUACAGGUCCACCAGGUUCAACUUCUAAUGGUGCUCAAUAUCAACCUCCUCCUCCUGGAGGUUCUCAGUAUGGUGCACCACCGACAUCAAGUCAACCCUAUGCUCCUGGUGGAUAUCAUGGUUAUCAUCAACAAUAUCCUAUGCCUCCUCAGCAAGGUCCAUAUCCUCCUGCUCAAAGUUACCAAGGUUACAGGCCGCCUCCUAGUGGGCCCCCCCAAGUUCCACCACCUGGUUCUUACUCGUAUGGAUAUCAACCCCCUCAAUAAAAAAAAAAAAGAACAGGCGCGUCAUUUAUGUAUUAAUAAAAUUUUUUUUUAUUUGUGUUAUUGAGAUUUCUAGCUGUGCACUAUUCCGUUAAAACUUUCGGGGCUUUAGAUUAGGUAUUAAAGAUUCACAAUUCUUAUAUAACACAUACGAGUAAUAUUUAAAAAAGAGAACAUUAAGUUAUUUUUUUUUUUUUUUUGAACAAAAAACAUUCAAUUUUUCAUAAUGAAAAAAUAUUUGUAUUUUUUCUGAAUUGCUCUUUUUUGAUUACUUUUUUAUUUAAAGCAGCUUUAAGAAUUUUUAUAUGAUCCAAGCUUUCGUUAUAACAUAAAAAUUAGAGCUUGAAAUUCGAAAUAAGAAAAAAUGUUCCUAAAUUUUAAAUUGGAAAUAUAGUUGAGAAUUUGGUUAGUGAAUAGAUUUUGUGAUGAAAUGAAAAUCUUAUAGUUGCAAAUUUUUAUAAAACAAAUCUUAUGUUCUUGCCUCUUUAAAUUUGCUAACUUUUAUUUGUUUCUAUGAAUAUUGAAAAAAAUUAUACAUAGCCCAAAUACAUACAUAAUUUCCUAGAUUAAUUUUAAAAAUUAAUGAAAAAUAACAUUAAAAACAAUUUAUUUUUGGUAUAUUAGUGAAAAUGUGAAUCGCAGGAUAUUAAGUGAAGUUUCUAACGAACGAAAAUCUUUAAAUUGGACGAAAAGAUUUUAUAUAACAAUAAUGUAACAAAAUUAUUAUGAAUUAAGAGCUUAUUAAUAUAUUCAAAAUAACACGAAAAAUAGUUACAAUAUAUGUUUUGUAAUUGAUUAAAUAAAAUUAAAAUAAAAAAAAAGUAUUUUAAAAUUUGUAUAAAGUUUUCCGAAAUUACUAAAUUAAUAUUAUCAACAUAAUUUUAUUAUUUUUAAGCAAAAAUUUAAUACAUGAAUACUAUUAUGUUCAAUAAUU